Branchiostoma floridae (Florida lancelet) is the source of this 489-nucleotide messenger RNA. RefSeq lists its product as uncharacterized. The transcript has 5 exons. The record is from RefSeq and is a predicted model, not a curated record. Lineage: Eukaryota; Metazoa; Chordata; Leptocardii; Amphioxiformes; Branchiostomatidae. Bases 1 to 489 code for a protein of 162 amino acids.
AUGUUUGGAUUUUACUAUAGUAAACUUUCUGCACUGUUUUACAGUGACGUGUCAAGAAACAAAGUCCCACAGGAGGAGUCAGAAGCAGGCCCAUCAUCAGAAAAUGUAGACAACUCCAUGCAGUCUGAAAGCCAAGUGCAUUUGACCCAGCUGGUAGAAGAAGCGGGUGUAGAAGUCUCACAGGAAGAGGAAGAGGUUGAAGAAGAUGUUAUCACAGAGAGGGACCUGACUGAUCUGCUCAUCCCAUCCUCUCAGCAGUCUGAGUUAGCCCAGGUUACACAUGACAUCUCUCACCUCCUCAUUCCUGAGGAACAGGCAAAGCAGCUGGAGGACAUGGAAGACUGGAAGCCGGACUACGUCCCACCAAGCAGUGAGAAGUCAUCAGAGGGUUCGUACUUUGAGCAGGCGAUGGGUCGCGACUGUCCGCUCCAAGGCACCUCCCCACCUGACUUCUACUUGAAGAGGGACCUCAGCCCUAGUCACAGGUAA